UCUAGCCCAAGCCAUCCCAUCUUCUCUUCUUCUUCCGAAUUGUUUCUCUUCCCCCAAAUCAAAUCCAAACCAAUCCAAGGGAAGGGGGAGGGGAGGAACUUUCCCCCAAAUCCAGUCCAAUCUAGGGCAGCGCAGCCACAUGACCCACCAGCCAUCGUCGUCGUCCUCCUCCGCCGCCGCGCCAGCGCCGGCCGAGGCCACCUCCCUCGCCCCGGGAUUCCGGUUCCACCCCACGGACGAGGAGCUCGUCUCCUACUACCUCAAGCGCAAGGUCCUCGGCCGCCCCCUCAAGGUCGACGCCAUCGCCGAGGUCGACCUCUACAAGCUCGAGCCAUGGGACCUCCCCGCCCGCUCCCGCCUCCGCUCCCGCGACUCCCAGUGGUACUUCUUCAGCCGCCUCGACCGCAAGCACGCCAACCGCGCCCGCACCAACCGGGCCACCGCCGCCGGCUACUGGAAGACCACCGGCAAGGAUAGGGAGGUCCGCCACGGCCCCCGCACCGUCGGCAUGAAGAAGACCCUCGUCUUCCACGCCGGCCGCGCCCCCAAGGGCGAGCGCACCAACUGGGUCAUGCACGAGUACCGCCUCGACGCCGGUGACCCCGACCCCCCCGCCUCCACCGCCAUCCCGCAGGAUUCGUUUGUCGUGUGCCGUAUCUUCCAGAAAGCCGGCCCAGGUCCACAGAACGGGGCGCAGUAUGGAGCUCCUUUUGUUGAGGAGGAGUGGGAAGAGGAUGAGGACGAUGUUGGUUUGCUACCUGUGGAGGAGGAGAAGGACAAGGAGAACUCUGGUGACCAGGAGCUUCCUGGUGCUAUGGAGAAGGGUUAUCUUCAGAUGAGUGACCUUGUUCAGAACUUGGGUGAUCGAAAUGAAAACGGUACCAUUGCCUUGCCAGUUUCGGACAAUUCAAAUAACAGCAACAAUUCUGAAGAUGUGGACGGGAAUCCAGGGGACAUUUUAAAUGACCAAAACCUUGGGUCUAAUUUUUUGCAGUAUGUUGAUCCUGUGGAGCAAAAUGGCUUUGUGCUUAAUGAAAAUAUGUUAUCUAAUGCCAGUGUUGGAGACCUUUUCAAUAGGACUAGCCCCAAUGAUGGAUUCCUAGAGCUGAAGGAUUUUGCAGAUAUUGCAAAUUUGGAGAACCCUUCAGGUAAUGAAUCCACCAUCUGGCCUUCUGAUGGUUGGCCCUGGAAAUCACUUGAUUCCGUGGAGGCUGUAAAUGGGGCUGGCAGUGAAUUUUCUGCCUUCGCUGGUGAACAGACUUUCCAGCCAGAAGAAUUGGAACAGUUGUUGCAGUCGCUGCAAGAAGACUCCAAUAUGGGUUCAGCUAUCUCUGAUCCCCCACAUUCAUUUAUAACAAACUUACCUAAGCCAGAGGAUGAUUCUCUGAUGUUCUAUGAUGCACCCUUUGAUUCUACGAUUUGUGAUGAUAGUUUUAGACAGCUCAAUGGAUUUCUUGGCUCCCCAUCAACCAUUCUAUCUGGUAUUGAUAUGGUAGAUGAUGGUAUGAUGUACUAUGAUGCAAUAGAUGACAACUUGUUUAAUGACCUUUUGGGCUCAGUACAGCCAUCAGCUGGUAGCAGCUCCCAUGCUUUUAGUGGACCUGUCCUUACUCAAGAGGUCAACAAUACAACUUGUACAUAUAGUCCAACUCAAAAGGUUUUAGAACCUAAUUUUGUAGUUGGUGCCCCAUCAUCUGCUAGGUUACCUGAAGCGGGUAGUCAGUUAAAUUAUGUUGUUUUACCAGAUUCCCAGACCAAGAGUAGUUCGAUGGGGAAGCGUUUUGUAAAGAUACUGGAUUCAAUCUCUGCGCCCCCUGCUUUUGCAGCUGCAGAAUACCCAGCUAGCCUUUGCAAAUCCUUGGCUCCUAUUUCUGGAGCACAUCACAACACUAUCCGUAUGUCUGCUGAAGUAAUCAGCAUAGGAAGUUUAACUCCUGCUUCUCGAGACAAGUGGUCCCUUGAGAAGGAUGAAGGCAUGGAGCUGCUCUUCUCGGCAGGUUUUGAGCCUGAUACCCGUGUACACUGCGGCUGCAAUACGAUAACCGCAGUACUGCGUGGUGGCUUCUGCCUCUUCUUUUUUUCAGCAAUAAUGCUCUUGGUGAGCUACGAGGUGGGCAUGUGCAUCUAUGGCAAAUAGCCUGCUGCUGGUAUUGGAGUAAGAACAUGACGUUAGGUAAUCGUAUCUGUAUUGAGGCAAACUGGGGACCUCCUGCUGGCUUAAUGUAUUGCAUUGCAUGACAUGGCAUGACCUCCGUAUGUUAAAGAAAGGGCUGAGGCUGUUUUAACUAUAGAACUAGCUGUGCCAUUUUGCUGCUCGAGCUCGAGAUCUAGUGGUGGGUGUAUGUAUGAAUUCCUCAGGUGCUAUUUAGUAGUAGUAGUAGUAGUAGUAGUAGUAGUAGUAGUAGUAUGUGCGAAUUGGUUAUUUAUCAGUGCAUGAUGUUGCUGCUAGUAAUUCAUGUUUCUGGUUGCCUUGGGCGGCGCUAGUGCAGAAUGAUGUAAAUAUUCUCCAAAUCUGCAAUGAAUUAAAACGAGGAUGCAUUUGCACUACAA
Messenger RNA from Oryza brachyantha (malo sina), 2550 nucleotides. RefSeq lists its product as uncharacterized. The record is from RefSeq and is a predicted model, not a curated record. Lineage: Eukaryota; Viridiplantae; Streptophyta; Magnoliopsida; Poales; Poaceae. Gene Ontology annotation, biological process: regulation of DNA-templated transcription. The transcript has 5 exons. The coding region runs from base 140 to 2137 and encodes 665 amino acids. Gene Ontology annotation, molecular function: DNA binding.